Chelonia mydas (Green sea turtle) is the source of this 9368-nucleotide messenger RNA. It is a transcript of the gene ZNF395, whose product is annotated as zinc finger protein 395. Gene Ontology annotation, biological process: regulation of transcription by RNA polymerase II. The record is from RefSeq and is a predicted model, not a curated record. The transcript is spliced from 11 exons. Lineage: Eukaryota; Metazoa; Chordata; Testudines; Cheloniidae. Gene Ontology annotation, cellular component: nucleus. The coding region runs from base 276 to 1802 and encodes 508 amino acids. Gene Ontology annotation, molecular function: RNA polymerase II cis-regulatory region sequence-specific DNA binding; DNA-binding transcription factor activity.
GGAGAGAAUCUACUGGACUGGCAGCACCCAAUGAGCGUGUGAGAGGAAUCCCACCCUGGAAAACGCAUCUGGCUGAAACGCCUGUUCCUCCCAGAUUGGAAGUGGAAAACAAGCUUUCCUGCUUUUUCAACUCCCAAGUGGUUUCUUAAUUUUGAAUGAACUAGUGGAAUAAACGGAGAAGAAUAUAUUCUCUCACUGAACCUGCGGAAGAGGCCACUGUUGUCAGAAGCUGGUUUAGCACUUUAAACUCCGGUUCCAGGUGCUUGAGUGUCAAGAUGGCGAGCGUGCUGUCCAGGCGCCUGGGGAAGCGCUCCCUGCUGGGCGCCCGCGUUUCCACGCCCAGCUCCUUGGCAGACAGGAUGCUGGGGACGGCCCAAAUCCCCACGUUGCAGGCGGAGCUCAGCAGAGUGUCUUCCCACCUGGCUUCGUAUGAGGGUGGUCGGUGCACGGAGCAGGCAGAGGAGAGCAGCACGAAUCCCAGCUUCCCAAACCUGAACCGCUUACAGCUCCACCCAGGACAAAGAGUUUACGUCACCUAUAACGGGCAGGAGUGCACUGGCCUGGUAGAGCAACACAAUCAGCUGAGUGAUGAGGUGAAGGUGCUGCUCCUGGAGCAGGGUCUGCACACAUGCUGGAAGACAGAGGAUGUGAGACUGGCUCAGAUGCAAAGAUCGCCGCACCCUACCCUUCCGAUGGACCAUAGUCCUGCCACUGCGAUGGACCAUAGUCCUGCCAAUGGAUCAGUUCAGAGAUCGGUUUCUAGGAAUAUCGAUGUGCCUAAAAGGAAGUCCGAUGCUGCUGUGGAAAUGGACGAGAUGAUGGCAGCUAUGGUGCUGACUAGCUUGUCCUGCAGCCCUGUGGUGCAGAGCCCGCCCAGCCGUGAAAGCAGCAUGCCGGCGUCCCAGGCAGCCUGCGACUCGUGGAAGGAGAGUGGCGACGUUUCAGACAGUGGCAGCAGCACCACCAGUGGUCACUGGAGUGGCGGAAGCGACAUCUCCACCCCAUCACCCCCGCAUCCUGAAGCCAGCCCCAAGUACUCGAGCGAGGCCUUGAGCUCCCCUCAGGCUGACGAUGGCUUUGAGACAGACUCGGAUCCCUUUCUUCUCGAUGAGCCUGCCCCAAGAAAGAGAAAGAACUCGGUGAAGGUGAUGUACAAGUGCCUGUGGCCAAACUGUGGUAAAGUCCUGCGAUCCAUUGUCGGUAUCAAGCGUCACAUCAAGACCCAGCACCUUGGAGAUGGCGCAGACUCUGACCAGCGGAGGAGGGAGGAAGACUUCUACUACACCGAAGUGCAGGUGAAAGAAGAAGCUGCUCCAGAGUCUGCCACCAGCCCCACCUUUGGGUCCUCACCCAUUGUCAUCCAGCAGGCCCUAGCCAAGCCAGAGGCUUUGGCUUUGGACCAGGCAACCUUGGAGUCUCACCUCCCAAACAGUGCCCUCAGUCAGUCUGCCCCCAGUUCCUUCUGGCACAUCCAGGCAGAUCAUGCCUAUCAGGCCUUACCGUCAAUUCAGAUUCCGGUGUCACCACACAUAUUCACCAGCAUCAGCUGGGCUGCUGCCACCUCCACCAUCCCUUCUCUCUCCCCGGUUCGAAGCAGAUCACUGAGCUUCAGUGAACACCAACAGCCAACAUCAAUGCUGAAGUCACACCUGAUCGUCGCGUCUCCUCCCAGGGCUCCCAGUGGCACCAGAAAAGUCCGUGGCGAAGCCAAGAAAUGCCGUAAAGUGUAUGGAAUUGAGCACCGAGACCAGUGGUGCACGGCCUGCCGGUGGAAAAAGGCCUGCCAGCGAUUCCUGGACUGAGCACAUGAACAUUUCAGGAGUAUUGAAUUUCUCUCUCUCUCUCUCAGCCGAGAGCACCCAAAGUUGGUCAUUGCUGCAACCAGGGCACAGCAAACUUGGAGGUAUCUAUCUCCUGUGGCUUCAGCAGAGAUCUCAAGAGCUGUGUGUAAAUUCCAAGUUCUGUAUAUUGUAUGUCAGCUGGAUUUAUUAAUUUUUUACACUUUCUGUGGGUUUUUUACAAAUGUAAAAAAAAAAAAAAAAGUCCUCCUAUUUUAUAGUAAAAAUAGGGAGGGAAAGAAAGAAAGCUGGUUGCUUGGUGUUCACAGCAGACUUGUUAUUUGGUGGUCCAGGGACCAAAGAACUUUUUACUGAUCUCCCAGCUCAACAGUACAGUCUACUGAACUUUCAGGUCAGUAGCUGAGAUAAGGAGGUGAGGAUCAUCUCUCUCUGUUACUUGACUGGCUAGAAAGCUCAAAGUCUGCUGUUGUUUAAAGGGCACUGUCAGAAUAACAAUCAUAGUUUAAAAAAGGAAAAUGAUGUUCAUGUUUUACUAGUAACACCUUAAAUUAUUGGAAUGGGAGGAAUUUAAAGUUCUUUCCUUUGCUUUUUACCAAUGAUACUGUGUUUACUUUUUACACCUCUCAGCUCUGACAUUAAAGCUGGACUUGCUAUGUCUCUGGUCAGUUUCACUUCCUGGUAUUUAUGUGUUCUGAUACAGCUGCAUCAGCAAUGCUGAAAUCUUAAAAUAAACAUCUACAUAUAUUUUUAUCUUUUAAUUAAAAACAAAUUUUUUUAAAACUAAUUUUUUUGUUAGAUUCAUGAAAACAAUGUAUUUCUUUGAAAAACCUAUUUUUUGGGUCUCACAGUGUCUCUUUAACCUACAGGGAAUGAGUUUUUAUUUUGAAACCUGAUGUAGCUUUCUGCGAAGUUGGCAGGAUCAAUAUUGUUAACCCAAGAGGACUAGAAAGGGUGGACACACAAAAAUUUAGGCCCCAAUUCAGCAAAAUGCUUACAUACAUUUUUACAUUAUGUUGAAAUCAGUGGGACUAAAGUACAUGCUGAAUGAGUUGGGAUUACUUGCAUGCUUAAAGAUAAGCACGUGCUUAUGUCAUUUGCUGAAUCAGCAUCAUAGAUACGUAUGUUACGAAAUCCUGAAUUGUGAAAGAUGUCUGAACCCAGCUUUCUGGCUUUCAUUUUUUAAAAAUUCAUAUUCUCUUUACAUGAUUCAAAUGUUUCUGGUUUGAUCUGUCAUUGUGUACAGUUUACUGUCCUCUGGGGGUAGAAUUUAUCCCUGUUUGCCUGCUUCUCACUUAUAGCAGUGUAACUUCAGUGGAGUUACUCCUGACUUGCACAGGUUUAAAUAAGAGAAGAAUCAAGCCCAAGGAGUCUUUCUGGAAUUGCGGGGGGAGCUGGAGGGAAAGAUCAAAGGUUCCAGAGGCCCCUCUGAUUUUGGAGAAGAGCACCAUUUAAUCCACCACCAGCAGUCAGGUCCAAUUUUUAUUGUUUUUGGUCUUUGCACUCAUGGCUGAUCAGCCACGUGUAGGAAGUGCCCAAUCUACUGUCUGAGCUGUGAAAAGCCACUUGGCAGCAAGUGCAGUCCAGCCACAAUACCAGCACACACAUUGCAGCUGCUGUGAGGAGCAGCAGAGUGCAUCCCACGGCACAAUGAGCUGUCCUGUGGAAGCUUGGCCCUGCAUGGACAGGACCCUGGCGACCAGGUUGCUAAUGUCAGUGUCUCUGUCCAUCUCACUGUGUGGCCUUGGAGCACAAAGGCAAAGAUUUUUGUUCUAUACAUCCCCAUUUUGUGUCUUGGGGAGUCAGUGGUGUUUCCAUCAUUGAACUCAGUACAGUAUGCGAUGAUAGCAGUGCAGGUUGACUGGGACACUGCCCCCAGAGGGUGCCAUUUUGAUCGUGUUGAACUCAACGGGUGUCACAGAAGUGCUCUGUCACAGUCACUAAGGAGUCGUGGUUUCUCUUAACAGGGCAAGGAAUGCCCCUGUCACUAAAGCCAUUCAAAUGCUACGCUCUGUUGUGCAGAGAAUCCUGGCGCUGUGAAGUCUGUUUUGUUUGUAAAUACAAAAUGGCAGCUACACACGAGCCAUGUGGUCCAUGUUGUGCAUAACUCGGCUGCAGUCAGAGUUGAGGGUUUUGUAUUAAUGGGAGUGGGUGGGAAGGGGAUCAUUGAACUUUUUGCUGCGUUUUUGAUAAUCGUAGGCCAUAAACUGCAGAGCUCAACCCAUGGGCAAGGCAGAAACAAGCCUGGUGUAUUUUUAAGGACCAUAGGAUUGACUACACUUUCUUUGUAAAAAACAAUUCAUGUGACCAGGAGGGUGUUAUUUCCUCCUGGAUCAACGUGAGCCUGGUUGAUAAAGGGGCAGGUGGUGCAGUCAAAGGGGGUUAUAUAUGGGGGUGCUUGUUGGUAUUUUUUUGUAAUUUUAUACAUAUAUACAGUAUAUUGUUUUAGAACCCAGUCUUCUGCUCGCUGUUAAAUUGGUGGUUGCCAAAUUGGCCUAUGGGAAGCAGGAACAAAGUGAGUGUGUCUCCCUGUUUCUUUGUUUUUUACUUAGUCCACUGGUUCUGAGCCAAUGGAAUCAUCUAGGUCUGAUUCAGUAGGGUCAGGUUCUCUAGCUGGGUCCAUGUGGGUCUGAUGCAAAGUCCAUUGAAGACAAUGGGAGUCUUUCAGUUGACUUCAGUGACUGCGGUUCAGAUACUUUAUGAAGGAAGGAGUUCAUAAGAGGCCCUCUCUUACACUUUAGUCCCUCCACUGUGACUCUUACUCUGAUGACCACCAUAAAGAGCUAGCAGUUUGAGAUCCACUGUCUUAGUCUGAUGAGAGAAAUGUGGAUUAUGAAAGCAGACAAGUUGCUGAACUGUUCUAUAUAGGUGACCUGUAAAGGAAUACUGCAGUGGUUUGUCAUACCAGGUGUUAUAAUACCUUCCUGGGGCUUAAUAUUUUACUAAAUACUGGAAAAGAAUGACAUUUCAAAAGAGAUUUCAGACAUAGUGGUUGCUCGCCUAAAAAGUACCAUUCAGAGAAAGGGGUUGAUGAUAGUCAGUUGGGGCUGCCAUUUUCAUGGUGAAGAAUUGUGCUUCCCAGCAGCCAGGGUACUACUUGAACCCCUCACAGGACAUAGGUGAAAAUUGGGCCAUUCUAAAAUAUAUUCUAUUGUUUUUGAAACAGAAACAUUUAAAAAUAAAUGUAAAAACCCACAAACCUUUAAAACAGUCUAAUUUCCAGCUGUUUUUACUUGACUUGAAUUUGCUGAAUCCUAACCUGCCAAUGCACCUUUCUGUUUAUUAAUAAUUCGUCUUUAUUGUAUUUCAGGCACUUGGGGCCUACUCUUGCAGUGCUUGUUUGAGUACUCCCAGUGACCUCAGCACUGCAGUGGGACUAUUCACAUGAGAAAGGAUUGCGGAAUUGCAUACAUAACUCUUAAAUGCAGUGGUUAAACUAUCUCUUGGGUUACACUGCAGUUUUCCUUUAAGGCUGGCACCUGUGCCCAUUGAUAAAAUUAUGAAAGGAAACCUCUUGUCUCCCAGUUUGAACUCUUGAUAUUGGAUGCUGCUUACUUGCAUGCGAGUGCUUCUGUGUUUUUUGCACUCGAGUUAGGGAAGGAUAAAGUAAAACGGACUAGAACCAUUGCCUGCAAUUCAAAUAGAAGCCUCUUUUGAGGCCCAAAAAGUUCAGUUUCUGAUAUUAUUAGUUGUUUUUCAUUCCCAGUUCUGGAACCAGAGAAAUGCCUCAUCUCUUAUUCCUGGCUCUGCUGUUUAAGGUUUUCAUCCCUCAUUAUUAUAGUAUCUGAGCACCUCAUAAUCUUUAAUGUAUUUUUUCUCACAACACCUCUGUGAGGUAGAGUAGUGCUAGUGUUCCUAUUUUAUAGGUAAGGAACUGAGACACAGAGAGCCAGAUUUCUAAAUGUGUUAGAUGCCUGUUAUGGGGCUCACCAUCCCAGAGCGCUCCCUUGUGGCGUUGUUGUCUCUCACCAUCCUGGAGUGCCCUCUUGUGGUGGUGUCAUCUCUCUCAUGUCGUGGGGUACUUGGCCCUCUGGCUUCCUCCCUCUAGAGUCCCACCCCUUUUGGGGCAUGUGUCCUUAAUGUCCUUCAUCAGUAUUAAAACAAACAUAGUGAACCAAAAAGUCUUCUGCCCCACCUGGGGUCUUCAGUUCCAGUCUCUUCACCGAGUGACAGCAAGUGAAACAGUAACAGCAACUCACUUCCAGCCCUAUGAGUUUGAGAUUUCAGUCUCUCUCUUCCAGUUCACUUUAGUCCUCUGACCUAUUGUCAUGAUACUGACCUGCAGGGCCCCAAGUCCUCUCUCUCCCCCCCCCCCCCCCCCCCGUGGGGGGAGGGGGCAUGGCUAUAGUUAAUUGUGGCUUCUGCAGUUUAUUCCAUUUUUCCCCGUCACAAAUUUGGUCACCUCACCAGAUGCUAUGAUCAACCUUCUUGAUCCCCAGAUGUUCCAAUCUUGAGAUCCCUACGCAUACUUUUGGAGCACAGAUCCUCUAACACUCCCUCGGGAGAGCUGUGAUCUUGCCAUCCACUACCCAGCGCCUGGAACCAAUGCUGAGACACCAUAGACUCCCCUUGUAGCUUAAAGAUCCCCUCUCCCAAAACCGCACCAAAAAUAUGAGCCUUCUGCGUUACCGUUCAACCCUCUCAGGGGACACACAAAAGUUGUGACGCAUAAUAGACACUUUGCCCAGAGUUCUAGAACACUGUUGCUCUUUACUGAAUCAUACAAGAAACACACAGGUCCAUACAAAAAUAAUAAAACCUAUGCUCAUUUCUCAUUUUCUUCACCAGGGCAUUCUUUGGGCUGGGGUCAGAGCCUCUGGGGCCAAACAGGUCCUUCUGCUGUGGACCCUUAGGUUCUGAAACAUGGAGUCUUCUUCCCAGCUCAGUUACUAGUACUUUCACCUUGGCUGAUCCAUGUCUUUCCUUCUUUCUUCCCAAACCUCCUGUGUCUCUCAAUCUUCUCCUGACCCACCCAAUCUCUGUGUUUUUUAAAGGCUAGCAUUAACACCUAGGUAUCUUUGUUCUGCUUGGUAACUUUCCGCUCUCCACUUCUUGUUCCUUCCUUCAGAGAGGUAGAGUAAAACUGUUUGUGUUUAUUUCCCCCCCCCGGCCUAAACUCACCCACUGUUCCAAGGUGUUAUCACUUAAUAAGUUCUAAGGACCUUCUGUUGUAUCUGGUCUACUCGGAGGAUGUGAUACAGCUCUGCUUAGCCCAUAGUGGAUACGCAUAGCUGGAGGAGCAUUUGUGAUACAGCAUUUUUCAUGGUAACCACUUCAUAAUAACUUUGUAGUAUCAACCAGAAGUUGCAAGUUGUACAGAUAUGGGGUGUGACAACUUGAAGGAUCUAUAUCAAGGUCCUUCUUCAAACUCUCCACCCCGGAGAGGGUUCCACCCUGCAUUUCCUCUAAAUUCCUCUCCUCCCUACCUGGCCACACCCUCUCCAGGUGUAACCAGUAGGGUCACUCAAGCUGUCCAGCUGUUCAUUAAAACCUUCUUUGCUGAACUUCUCCGAUCAGCCUCAGCCCAGGGCAGUUAGCCCAGCUGCAGACCAGCUCCCCCUUAAAGGGGCCCAGGCACCCCAUGACACCAUCUAAUUCCCAUUGAUUUCACUGGGAGUUAGGCACUUGCAUACAUCUGAUCCAGGGAGACUAAGGGCCAGAUUUCUAAAGAUCCAGAUAUAGGCACCUACUGGGAUUUUUCAGAAGCCCCUAACUCAUGGGAGGGUUUGUGGUGGAGCAAGGAAUUGAACCCCCAAGUGUUUUGAGUUACAGCCUAGCACCCUAAUCGUUGGACCCAUUGUGUCUUUCAGGAAGUGGAGAGGUCCAGAAAUCUUCUUAGAGAGCCUAUUUUAUGACAUUUUUAGUACAAUUUGCAGACUUCAAAUGAAGCCAUCUUAGCAGUUUACUGAUCGUAGUCUCAUCUCUCUCUCCAGCCGUGAGAUUGGAGGAACAGGACACAACUCACCCUGACCACUCUUCCCUCUCUUUCUCUGGGACUCUUGGGGCCCUUCUUUUGCUUAGGACCCUGCAAUUCAUAAGGUCAAUCUGGGUCACUCAGGAAAUUAAAAUAUGCAUCCAGACUCACGGGUGCUGAUCAAACCAAUCCUAUGAGCCUCUUUAAGGUUCACCCCUCAGUAACUGGCCUUGAACAAUCCAGAGUCCUCAACCCAAACAUUUGUACGUGUUAUAUAUGUGUUUAUUUCAAGGAUAAUUUUUUUGCUGACAGAAGAUUGGGUUUUGAAAAAAAUAACAUUUUGCUUUUGUUAAAUGUGAUUUUUUUUUAAAAAGUGUAAAUGACUUUGGAAUAAGCAGUCACCUAUAGAAGCAUGUGGUAUACCGUAUACCCUCGCUAAGCUGCACAAACUCUUAGGCCAGAGAGGAAUGCAGAAUCUAUCUGCUAUUGCCUGGUAUCACAGGCGUGUGUGGGAUGGGAGGAAGGUAGGCAGAAGAGAAGAAUUACACCACUAACACACACUAAAUACUGUCCACUGGCUUUUUUUCCCUAUCUUGCAGCACCUUUGUUUGUACACAUAGCCAUCUUGCAAUGCCUGAUUCCAAAAUGAAGAGCACUUAAUCAUAAUAAAGAAAAAAAGAUCUUACAUAGGAAUAUUUUGUAUCAGUGUUUUUUAAAAGAUUUGAAAGGGGAUGGGGGAUUCUUACACUUUAUUUUGAGGGCUUUUGCGGUACAGAUUUAAUUGGACAAAAUAGUUCUUAACAAUAUGGUGGUUGUUUUAUAUGUGGGUGGUUUUUUGUUGGAACAGCUGGUGCACGUAUUUUUUAAUUUUAUUUUUUACACUUCUUUUGUUGGCAGAAAUGACACAGCAAGAUUUUUAAAGUUUUUUUUUUUUUUUUUUUUUUUCCCUUCGCUUUUCUCCGCCUAAUUUUCUGUCUUGCUUCCAACCACACUUGGUAGACUCUACUUUUCCUUCUGUCACUCUUGCAUAGACUCCAUACUUUAGAGCUUUUCUAAUCUUAAGCAAGUCCCCCUCAACCUCCAAACAUUAGGUAGCCGUGACUGGUGAAUUCAGCUAAGAAACACCUCCCAUAUGCACCUGUUUGGUCUGAUUGUCUUUUUGUGCAUGUAUAUGUAUGUACAUAGGAACCUUUCCGCUAGGCAUUAACUGGAGUGUGUCCAGCCUACACGUUGUGACCCUUCAUUGUUGAUGGGAGAUUGGACCCCUAAAAGAAGCAAAGCAGUUGUGUUGUGUGAAGUUCAGCACCUGGUGACCCCCCUAUUCUGUCACUCUACACCCCCAUUGGAUUAAAGAAAUGGGAAGUCUUCAGGUAGAUACACAAAGGUAGGGUAGGGUGUAACGUGUUUUUCUGUGGAGUUAUGGGAUAUGAGAAAGUGUGGAAAGGAUGGGACAUUUGUUGCCAAUAGCUGCUCUUUGGCAUGCUAUUCAGCUUAACGGGGAUAUGCCGUAUCAGUGAAUUUCUGUCUCAUUGGAGCUUUUUUCAGCUGUCUUCCAAGUAUUAUUUUUUAUUGUAAUAAAAUAAAAAUGUGAAAUGUAAUUUUUACAGCAGCAAUAUAAAAUAUAUUUUAUAAGAAAUAAAAUGAAAAGUUGCCUGAUA